Messenger RNA from Parastagonospora nodorum SN15, 390 nucleotides. RefSeq lists its product as hypothetical. The record is from RefSeq and is a predicted model, not a curated record. The transcript has 2 exons. Lineage: Eukaryota; Fungi; Ascomycota; Dothideomycetes; Pleosporales; Phaeosphaeriaceae. Bases 1 to 390 code for a protein of 129 amino acids.
AUGUUUCCUAACGCUAAGAGCGACCUUGCCUCGAUUCGACCAGUAUCUUCUCUACUACAAAUUACCGGCAGCGCAAACACCACAACCCUUCUACUCGAGCUUUCCGCACCAUUGCAUCCGUCUUCUUCAACUUUACCUAAAUUCAACACCUUGGGAAGACGAAGAACCAUCGCUGCACACGAGAAUGGGUUCAAACUCUCUCCCAUGCCUCAUCCUAGAUGGCUACAGUUCACGUCGGCAUGGGUUCAUUCUCCAAAGAGUGGCUCAUCCCAGCCACUAUCCUUAUCGCGUGUCGAAUCAGCCCCCAUAAACCUUGAAGCCGCACCCGCUAUGCCGCAUAUGGUGAGGAGCGAUGCAGCCGCAAAAUGCGACAACAACAAGCUGAGCUAG